Elaeis guineensis (African oil palm) is the source of this 1494-nucleotide messenger RNA. Its product is annotated as U-box domain-containing protein 9. Gene Ontology annotation, molecular function: protein binding. Lineage: Eukaryota; Viridiplantae; Streptophyta; Magnoliopsida; Arecales; Arecaceae. The record is from RefSeq and is a predicted model, not a curated record.
AUCCGAGGCCCCUUCCUCCCUCCCCUGGUUCCGCUCACGGCUCCAGGGGCAGAGACGGAGAGAGAGAGGGCGACUCCGGGGAGUGGAAUGGCGUCGUCAGAGGCCCGGGUCUCCAUCGGGGAUGGCGGCGGGCGGGAAGAAGAUGAGGCGGUGGCGAAGGGGAUUGUGGAGCGGAUCCGAUCGGAGGACGUGGAGUGCCGGAUCCAGGCGGCGAGUGAGAUCCGGCGGCUGACAAAGACUUCAUCGAAGCACAGGCGGCAACUCUCCGACGCCGUCGAGCCCCUCGUGGUCAUGCUCCGUUCGGGCGAACCGCAGUCCGGCGAGGCCGCCAUACUUGCUCUUCUGAAUCUCGCCGUCAAGGACGAAAGGAACAAGAUAAGGAUAGUGGAUGCUGGUGCAGUUGAGCCACUCAUUGGGUUCUUGCAGUCAACAAAUCUGUGCUUACAGGAGUAUGCCACUGCAGCUAUCCUUACCCUCUCUGCCUCAUCCAUCAAUAAACCCACCAUCAGUGCAGCUGGUGCCAUCCCCCUCCUUGUCAAAAUCCUUAGAGAUGGAAACUCACAAGCCAAGAUUGAUGCUGUUAUGGCUCUCUACAAUCUCUCCACAAUUCCAGAUAAUAUCUGCACCAUCCUCUCACUCCGACCUAUCGCCCCUCUGAUUAACUUACUGAAGAGCUGCAACAAAUCCUCCAAAAUAGCUGAAAAGUGCAGUGCGCUUUUGGAGUCAUUGAUGGCCUUCGGCGAGGGGAGAACUGCUCUGACUGUUGAGGCAGGUGGAGUUCUCACAGUAGUCGAAGUUCUUGAGGAAGGCUCUCCCCAAAGUAGAGAGUAUGCAGUAGGAGCUCUUCUGACAAUGUGUGAAAGUGAUCGUUGUAGAUACAAAGAAGUAAUUCUUGGAGAAGGUGUGAUUCCUGGUCUUCUUGAGCUCACUGUUCAGGGGACACCCAAGUCUCAAUCAAAAGCUCGCACCCUUCUACAGUUACUGAGGAACUCUCCAUAUUCAAGGUCAGAAUUGCCGGCAGAGACCCUUGAGAACAUAGUGAGUAACAUUGUGUCUCAUAUAGAUGGUGAGGAUCGUGCAGGUAAGGCAAAGAAGAUGCUGGCUGAGAUGGUGCAGGUCAGUAUGGAGCAGAGCUGGAGGCAUUUGCAGCAAAGGGCCUUUGUCUGCACUCCAACCGAGCUGUCUCUUGGCAACUGCCCUUCGGAAGUGCCUUCAAAAUGAUAGAUCACUUUGUUUUGGUUUUACUGUCUGUUGUAUUUUUGUAAGAAAAUAAGAUAGCAGGGUGAUGCCAGUCCAGGCCACGAUGGUACCAGGUGACUGGUGAAAUUGCUGAUAUUUAGUAGGUCUUCCGUUGUUGUCCUUUGCUUUUGUGUGGUGUCUCUGUUGAAGCGUUGAUAGAACAAUAAACUCAGCUUUUGUGCAAUAGAAUUUCAUUUUUCCUUUGUAACAGGUUUCUUUUGUUCUGAGCAAUGUGAUACCACAAUUCGUUUCAAA